AUGAAUCCUGAUCCUAAGUCGUAUAGAAUAUCCACCAGAGGAUCCCUUCUCCCUACUAAUUUGAUCUUAGAUCGACAGCUAUAUAAGAACACUUCCAGAACAUGCCUAGAAGAAUUAGAAGAUCAAGAGAGUCGCAACCAAAGAGUGGUAACAGACUUAUACAAAGCCAUAGUUUCCAAAGACACUGACACAAUGUAUCGCCUUCUUGCCCCAUAUUUGGAGUGGUGGUUCCACGGUCCACCAUCUCAUCGCCACCACUUGAUUCCUCUCCUCACUGGUUCUUCAUCUUCUUCACCAUCAUCAAAGCCUUUGGUUCCUGAUCUCGUUGUUGGCUUCGGAUCAGUGAUCAUUGCUGAAGGCUACGAUGACACCAAUAUGUUGUGGUGGGUGCACGUGUGGACUACCUCUGUUGAUGGAAUCAUCACUGAGGUUAGAGAGUAUGUUAACACUUCUGUGACUGUCACUAGGCUUGGUUUGCAUGCACAAGCUUCAUCUCAAAAACUGGGGUCCACCGAUGUUGUUGCUGCUUCCACGUGUCAAAGCAUUUGGCAAAGCAAGCUUUGUGAUGAGUCUGUGCCUGGACUCAUUCUUGCAAUCUAG
Abrus precatorius (Indian licorice) is the source of this 600-nucleotide messenger RNA. Its product is annotated as senescence associated gene 20-like. The transcript has 2 exons. The record is from RefSeq and is a predicted model, not a curated record. NCBI's taxonomy places the organism in Eukaryota, Viridiplantae, Streptophyta, Magnoliopsida, Fabales, Fabaceae. The coding region runs from base 1 to 600 and encodes 199 amino acids.